AUGGGCGACGGCUCUGACUACCCAAGUCCUCGAAGCGAAGGUCCUUCUGGACCAAACUCUGUUCUCGUUCCUGCCACCGACGCUCUUCCCCCAGCUCCGAAGAUGACCGAUCAACUAUCGCCCAACUUCAUGGAAGGGGCGCGUCCGCGACUGUCGGUGAGACGGGCGCGAGACCCUCCCAAGAAUGCCGCAGGACAGAUCUUUUGCGACCAUCCAGAGUGCCAGCAAGCACCUCCGGUGUUCCGGCGUCCGUGUGAGUGGAACAAGCAUAUGGACAAACAUGACCGUCCGUAUAAGUGCCUAGAGCCUGGAUGCGACAAGAUCCAAGGAUUCACGUAUUCUGGCGGGCUGCUUAGACAUCAACGCGAGGUCCACAAAAAGAAUGUCAACGCCAAGAAGCCUUUGAUGUGUCCGUAUGCCGACUGCAAUCGUAGCACCGGCAAUGGAUUCACGCGUCAGGAGAACUUGAAGGAGCAUCUCCGCCGCCGCCACAUGCACACCGACAAUGGACACGCCUCGGAUUUGUCUAUUGUGCCUACUGCCGAUCUUGAUGGCACUUCGUCCUUGCCUCCCCCGCCUCUCAAGCGGAAACGCGAUUCGAUGGAGGAGGACGCCUCUAUCGACAUUCCGGAGGAAGAAGAGAACGGGGUCGACUUGCGCAAUGAGCUCAAGAGACUGCGACGUGAGGUCCAAGAGAAGGAUCGCCGACUGGAGGAACUGGAACGAAUUGUUUCUGGACUGCAGCAGGCGAUCCCGCAACCGACCGCAUCGUGA
Aspergillus terreus NIH2624 is the source of this 774-nucleotide messenger RNA. Its product is annotated as putative C2H2 transcription factor. Gene Ontology annotation, biological process: regulation of transcription by RNA polymerase II. The transcript is spliced from 2 exons. Gene Ontology annotation, cellular component: nucleus. The record is from RefSeq and is a predicted model, not a curated record. Bases 1 to 774 code for a protein of 257 amino acids. Lineage: Eukaryota; Fungi; Ascomycota; Eurotiomycetes; Eurotiales; Aspergillaceae.